AUGGACGAUCCAAGGAGAAAACCCAAGAUAGUCCAUCUUAACCAGAUACGGCGAUACAAACCGCCAACGAGUCCCUUGUUUGCUCCUCAUGCGCAAGAGGAGGUAGGCAACAAUGAAGCCGACGGUGAGGAGAUCAGCGGACUCCCAGGUCACGAUCAUAAAAUCGCCGUCGAUAAACGACAAAAGCAAGGGUUGAUAAAAGAUACCAACGAUUACAGACGCAAACUCCGAUCGCACUCGCCAGUUUAUGCCAACUGAGCUGUGAGGAGUAGGCGCGCCGCGGAACAAAUUUUGUCCUCUGUAUAAUUAUAAUUUUUCUGUUAUAGAAAAGUUGGAACUUGCAGAAAGCCUCGAAAACCUCCUUAUCGGAGGCGAAGAACAGGAUCGUGUGGAAAUCCCCGUCCUAGACCAAGGAAUGUUGGCGGAAUUUUUAAAUGAGGAGGUGAUGAUUCUAGAAGUAGUCAACGAAGACGGUAGAGCAAAUGAAUUGCUACCAAAUGGACAACCAGCCGAAGAGCCACCUGUCGAUGUGAUCCCAAACGCCGAGCCAGAAUCCCCAAGAACGGGAUUCUGGCUCGCUAAAUCUACCCCAAGAACGACAUGGCAUCCCGAUAUCUUUCCCAAGAAUGGUUGA
Molecule: messenger RNA, 634 nt
Organism: Bursaphelenchus xylophilus (pine wood nematode)
Lineage: Eukaryota; Metazoa; Nematoda; Chromadorea; Rhabditida; Aphelenchoididae
Source: the annotation of a GenBank genome assembly